AUGGUGGGUACGGACUGCUAUUUUGCUGCUUCAGAGGCAUGCAAUGCAUACCAGGCAGGUACAAAGAAUCUUCGAUAUUACGGCGAAAAUGAAACAAUAUUCGCCAGCAUAAUGAAGGAGCAGGCGAAAAGUACACUCGUGUUUGCACUGGUGGAUGACAGCGAGAGUGGAAAGGCUCUGUCAAAGGCGUUUUGUUCUCAUUUUGCCAUGCAUUUUCUGGUCCCAAUGGGGGCGUACACAAGGUUCACUCUGUCGUUUAUUGAUGAGGCUGCUGGUGACAUAUUAAAUUACCGCUGCGAUCGUCUAAGUGACAUUGAGGCUAUCAUCGAGGAGGAGGGUGGGCGGCACCGAUGCUGCUCCAUACAAGCUUCCGUGGUUGAACCUACCAGUCGCUCUUUUGCCUUUUCCAAUGUUCGUUUGACGUUAAUGCUUUGGACCAAAGCUGCACAUAAAGGUAACCUGUCUCGUGCAGCAGAGCAUGUGGGAAUAGUACUAGGAACACGAAUUACAUCCGUUUGCGUAUUUUUCGCUUCUCGAUGUUCUUCUUUCUUGGAUCGUGGCCUGGUUCUGGCACAGGAUUUGUGCAGGACUUGCCGAAACACCGUGUUUGGAGAGGAUGCAAAGAUGAAUCUGCAAGCUUGUCUAGAAGAUGCAAGGGCAUGGUCUUUGUUCUUGAAUGAGUUCUGCCACUUUGCACCUCAGUCUGAGGGUCCCUACCUUAUUAACCUCAACCCUCAGCUCUCAGUGGGAGAGAAGCUGGCCCAUAUUAUUUCAAAAGGAGUUAGCUACAUUCUUGCAGAAAAAGGCAAUGCUGGACGUGCUGACAUUGUUGUAUUUCCUUUACAUGAGACGGAAAAUGGGGCUAGACACCGAAGCAUUUAUUCCCCCCAUUGUCGCGUCAAGUAUGACGACAACACCGUUUUCCUUCGCCCAGAAUGCGGUAUGACGUAUGUGAACGGUGAAUUGCUCUCAGCUGAGCGUGCCCUGCGGCAUAACGACCGGAUUAUCUUGGGGAGGGAAAUGAUAUUUCGCUUUGUUAUGGUGUCAGCAAGCCCGCCGAUGACGACUGGUUCACGGAUUUUGGAUUGGGAAACGUCGUGCCAGGAGUUUGAUUCCGUAACAUCAGGUUUGAUUCAGAAGGCCCAGUACAACCAAUUCGAGAGAGAAGUAAGCCAGUUGAAAGAAUACAAUGAGCGGCUUCGGCUGCAGCUGCAGCUUGAGCGUGGAGCCAGCGAAGGGGUUUGGUUGGUUCUUAGCAACCCACCUUGCGACUACACUGCAUCAUUUGUGUGGCAGCUGGGGUGGAUGGAGCUCGGGGACACCAUCACCCUUGGUCCUGCGGGGGAUAUUUCUCUGUCAUUCCUACCUACCACUGGCGUUCUCACUCGGACGAAGUUUGGCUUUACGUACCAGACCGAUUCCGUAACGCUGAAGUUGGCACAUGCCGGUUGCUUCACCAAUGGUGAUAGCAUGUUUUCACUUUGUUUUGUAUUUGGUAAAUCAGUCGAGAAGAGUUUUUUGAAGAAAGAGGCUGAUGGAAUGCGGGAGUUGCUACCUUAUUCCGAAGACGAUAUCCGACAGCUUCGUAAUAGUCUUUUUGAGCUUCAGUGGUCCAUUGCCUUUCUGUUUGAUUUUGCUUUUCCGACGGAGGUCUCAGGCGACAGCGGCGCUCAUAGCGAUCUGCACCAUGCGAAGCGGCUUCAAAUGGGCAGCGACACCAUCUUGACAAACGCGAAAUUUGACCUUCGAGGUGUCACUGCCCUCACUGGAAAGAUGACGGAAGCCAUCCGUAUGAUUGGGUAUCAGAUGGCGGACGUCGUGAGGAAUGGGGUAUUGCCUAGCAUGCGGGAUGCUAAGCAGCUGGACGUUGAUGGCGGUGCAGCAGCGGAGCUGUUGAAUAGUAUCAGCACCGAUACAAAACUGUCAUAUGAGUUGCUUUUUCAAGUGCAUAAAUCCGUGGGAAGGGUUCUUGUCGAAGGCGGCGACAGCAGGAAGGGGAUGCUAACACAGGGUAAUUCUCCGCUGAUGACUGAGAAAGACCUGGAAGCUCCCGCUUCUAGUGAAGUGAGGAAACACCUUCAAAGGCUGAAGUCACAGUGUUUCAUUGCGUCUUCCAUCGUGGUGCGUCGGAUUAACGUUUUGAUGGACUCGCUUUCCCGAAGUCCUAGCCCCAAAGCACUGUUGGAGCGACACAUCAAGGUGUUGCGGCGUAUGGUGCAAUCUCAGUCGGAUUUUUCCAAGCUUUCUGCGCCUCAAAAGCAGAGUUUGGCCCUGGCUCUUGUGGAUGUGAUUUUCACCUUGGACUACAACGUAAGAAAUGACCAUCUUUCUGCCGGCGAGGAGGUGCAAAUGGAAAGUCAUCUAGCUUUGUGGGUGGCUGUUGGAGACGCCUGUUUGGAGGUAUUCAGACCAGCUGAAAAAGAAAAACAUGCGCUCUCUGUGGUGCAUGAUGCCACGACUCAGCGGAAGACCAACCCCAUCCGUCGCCAUGCCUCUCCUGCCGCACGAGUUACGUCGAAGAAGCCUCUUUCUCGUCCAGGCACCCCUUGUCAAGUUGAUGCCGCUCCCAACGUCAGUCCCAGGUCCAGACGGCCAGUCUCCAACUUGCCCGUGGAGUUAAAUAAACGGACGUCGUUCGGUGGCAAGUCACCAUGUGCAAGGCAAAGUUCCACCCCUACGGGGAGGUGCGUACAUUUAUUGAGGAAGUCUCCUAACGUGAAAGGUAACCUUGUCUCUCCACGGGCUAUCGAACAUGGAGGAAGACGCCUUAAACCAGAUAGAAGCACCGCCACCAGCACUACUUAUCACACACUGGGAAAUAAGGUAUUGAGUGCUGAUGCAGCAAAGAGCUUCAUUCCAAGUCAACCACGAACUAUUUCCCCCAAAGUAUCCUGGUUACGUGGGUCCUUAGCAACUAGAGCAGCCUCUAGAAUGAAGUUGUCAUAG
Molecule: messenger RNA, 2946 nt
Organism: Trypanosoma rangeli
Lineage: Eukaryota; Euglenozoa; Kinetoplastea; Trypanosomatida; Trypanosomatidae
Exons: 1
Coding region: 1-2946 (981 amino acids)
Molecular function (GO): protein binding
Source: RefSeq, a predicted model, not a curated record